Molecule: messenger RNA, 1885 nt
Organism: Haplochromis burtoni (Burton's mouthbrooder)
Lineage: Eukaryota; Metazoa; Chordata; Actinopteri; Cichliformes; Cichlidae
Product: B-cell receptor CD22-like
Exons: 5
Coding region: 571-1533 (320 amino acids)
Biological process (GO): cell-cell adhesion
Cellular component (GO): membrane
Source: RefSeq, a predicted model, not a curated record
UUCAGUGGAAUUCCAAUAAAAUGAUUCAUGUUUGUGGCUGUAAUGUGACAAAAUGUGGAAAAGUUCAAGGGGGCCGAAUACUUUUGCAAGCCACUGUAGACAAACACAUGUAAGAACCGUUACAAAUGUCUACAUCGAAAUCUCAGUAAAUAGUGAUAUAUAGUUUGAUCCGAUCAUUUCCACUUUCAAAAGUGUGUUCAUACAAAUAUUUGACAUUUCUUUAAAUAACAGACUGCUUUAUCCAACUGAGAACAUCAACUGCAGCUUCUCAUUACACACAAAUCAAUUCUUCAAAGCAAAGCAGUUUCAUUGAGAUUCCUCUAAUAUUGAAAUCAAACAAGUUUUUAGCUGAAGAAAAACCUGCAGACAGUUUUAACUGUGCUGUGAAAGGAUAAGAGCUUUUCCAUUCUAACAGUGUGUGAGUUCACUUCUCUUACUCCUUUACUCCUCAAUAAAGCGGAUUUGUUUUGUUUUGGGAAGUUUACAAUGUUUUCCUUUUAGAAUAUAAGCUAUUAAUAUUUGAAAAUUUGGUUCUAACUAUAUAUUGUAUACAUUGUAAUUACAUAUUGUAUGUUUCCUCCUCCAGAUGCUCCAAAGCUUCCCUCUGUGUCAGUGAGUCCCUCUGCUGAGAUAGUGGAGGGCAGUUCAGUGGCUCUGACCUGUAGCAGUGAUGCUAACCCAGCAGCUAGUUACACCUGGUACAAGGAGGAUGUCAUCAACCCUCUCAGUUACCAAAACCAACAUGUUUUCAGCUCCAUCCUGCCCUCUGACUCUGGAAAGUAUUACUGUACAGCUGAUAAUGACCUGGGACAAAAGAGAUCUGAAAGCAGAAACAUUGAUGUGAAAUAUGCUCCAAAGCUUCCCUCUGUGUCAGUGAGUCCCUCUGCUGAGAUAGUGGAGGGCAGUUCAGUCACUCUGACCUGUAGCAGUGAUGCUAACCCAGCACCUAGUUACACCUGGUACAAGGACAACAAAAUACUGGCAACAGGACAAAAGAAUGUUUAUCACUUUAUCUCCAUUAAAUUGGAGAACAGUGGGAAUUAUUCCUGCAAGUCUGAGAAUCAGUAUGGACAGAAGAACUCUACGUCUCUAUCCAUAGAUGUUCAAUAUCCUCCAAAGCUUCCCUCUGUGUCAGUGAGUCCCUCUGCUGAGAUAGUGGAGGGCAGUUCAGUCACUCUGACCUGUAGCAGUGAUGCUAACCCAGCAGCUAACUACACCUGGUACAAGGAGGAUGAAGACUCACCUAAAGCAUCAGGACACAACUUCACCAUCAGCAACAUCAGACCUGAGCACAGUGGGAGUUAUUACUGUGUGGCCCACAACAGCAGAGGACGUCAUAAUGUCACCUUACAGCUGACUGUCAGGGAAGAUUUCCCGCAGGCGGCAAAACUAGCUGUCACUGGAAUAACUCUUGUGGUUUUCCUAGUUAUUAUAUGCCUCUUGGUCUUUUUCCUGCUUGCAAAAAAGAAGCCCUCAGCAUUAUUUCCUGUGCCUGGAAAUAGACGGGACAACAACAACAAGGUGAGCAUUUAAUAACUGAGUGUGAAAUCCUGUGAAACUGCAUUCUGGUUAUUCGUUAAAAUUCAAUUUGAACAGUCAAAGUGAAGUUUAAAAUUCCAAAACACCUGCAGAAGAAAAGAGUUGAGCCACCCGAAUUAGACUCAUCCUUAACAAUGUUUUGAUAAACUCAAAUGUGGCUGUAGUUCUCACAAUAUUCUCUGUAAAUCAGAGUUUUCUGCUAAAAAUGUCAUGAGCAACUGAGACAUUAAUAAUGUCCAUUCAGGUGACAUCACGACUGAUAAACCACCCAGUGGUAUCAGACCCCCUGCUGUCUGUGGCCAUAGAUGCACAGUGAUUUAAAACUAACUUGGAAUCUGUGGAUGUC